Penicillium cataractarum is the source of this 216-nucleotide messenger RNA. RefSeq lists its product as uncharacterized. Bases 1 to 216 code for a protein of 71 amino acids. Lineage: Eukaryota; Fungi; Ascomycota; Eurotiomycetes; Eurotiales; Aspergillaceae. The record is from RefSeq and is a predicted model, not a curated record. The transcript is spliced from 2 exons.
AUGGAUGAGGAAGAGGGUAGCCAGGAAGGACGUGAAGGACGAGAGGAUGUCUUGUAUCAGGAUGAUGGUGAUGAUGAUGAUCAGGACCGGAUAAGAGCUGGUACAACAGCGGCAAAGUGGGAGAAGGUAAACAAGAACUGCUUAAGCUUGCUCUUGGUGCGGGUAAAGGGCUUCUUCAUGGUGGAGUUCAUGUUGAACUUUGAUGGGAGAAGUUGA